This is a messenger RNA of Ctenopharyngodon idella (grass carp), 1424 nucleotides long. RefSeq names its product erythropoietin b (gene epob). The transcript has 5 exons. Lineage: Eukaryota; Metazoa; Chordata; Actinopteri; Cypriniformes; Xenocyprididae. The record is from RefSeq and is a predicted model, not a curated record. Gene Ontology annotation, cellular component: extracellular region. Gene Ontology annotation, biological process: nucleate erythrocyte development. The coding region runs from base 175 to 735 and encodes 186 amino acids. Gene Ontology annotation, molecular function: erythropoietin receptor binding; hormone activity; cytokine activity.
GAACACGCUGGAAUACUAUCAAGGACGCACGAGGAACGGGGUCAUGAAGGAGUCAUAUAUAGCGCACUACGUGUUGUGCUGAAAUCUGCACACAUUGCAGUCUGCAGAUUGUGUAAAAAGGAACAUAAAAGUCGGAUUUAAGAACAUUAUGCAUCUUAAAAAUGCAGCUUGCGGAUGCAAACGUUUUCAGGUCUGGUGUCAGUUUUGAUAGUGUUUGUGUGGCUGGGUGGAAACCAGGUCUCGCCCCUCCGACCCAUCUGCGACCUGAGGGUUCUGGACCACUUUGUUCAAGAAGCUCGAGAUUCUGAAAUCAUCAUGCGAGGUUGCAGAGGAGGCUGUGGAGUGAUGAAAUCCUACUUUGUUCCUCUGACUAGAGUAGACUUCGCUGUUUGGGAACAUAUAGACGUUCAGAGUCAGGCUGUGGAAGUCCAGACUGGACUGUCUCUGCUGGUUCAAGCCCUGAGUACAGCGAAGAAAACAGUGAGCAACUCUCCUCUGGCCAGCACUCUGGAUAACAACAUCAGCAACAUCCACAGCCUCGGCCAGAUCCUGCACAGUCUUGAUUUACAGCAGGCCAGGUCCACAGUUCUUCCAGAUGAUUCAGCUCCUGCCAGCUCACAGAUGCAGGAGGUCUCCUCUCUCCCAGAACUUCUGCAGGUGCAGAGCAGUUUCCUGCGAGGGAAAGUCAGACUCCUGCUUUCAGCUGCACCAGCCUGCCAACGGCAAAACAGCUGAUUCGGGCUCGGAGGAGCUCAGGAACUGUUUACAACAGUCAAGCACACACACACACAAACCCGGACAAAAACGCUUGAUUGUGACUCGUUCCUCAAUCUUAAAGAGCUUAUACUGUCCGGGUGUCGCUCUUUAAAUGAUCUAUUGCAUUCAAAAGCCUGCAGUCAUGUUUCUAGAGUAUGCAUCGUGUGCAGAGUGAAGCAAAACGGUAGUGACACCUUGACUUAUUCAACAAGGUGAACAUGGCAGAAGAACCUGCGGAGGAACAGAUCAGAGCCCACGAGUGGACUCGUUGCAGGACUCAUAGCGGUUUGGCGAACAGCUUGUCUGGAUGUAUAAGGCCACCUGGACUAUAGUACACAUGAGACACUUUUAUUUAAUUAUCUUUGUAUGUUCAGUUUUUCUACACAUCCAUGAAAUGUGCUGCUAUUUGUUUGUUUUUUUAGUAAGCAAUGUCACUUCUGGGUAUGCAUACUACAGGACACGUUCCUCUUUGUGAGAUGUGUACAUUUAACGGCAGGACCAAAGGUCUGUUUAGGGUUCAGCAGGGUUUGCCAUAUGGACACAACACUGCGAGGCUGCAUAAUGUGGUAUGAAGUAUGCUUCCACCUAGAGGACAAAAUAACAAGUUUAAAUGAAACUGUACAGUAAGUAUACAUAAAUAAAACAAGCAAAUAAAAUGGUUCAUAUUA